UUUCCCAUUCCCUUCUCUCCACUUUUCCAUCUCUUCUUCUUCUUCCUCCUCCUCCUCUCUUCCUCCCUCUCCUUUCCCUUCUCUCUCUCUCUCUCUCUCUCUCUCUCUCUCGUGAUAGAAGGGCAAUGAUACGUCGAGCAGGGGGCGGAGCCGCUGAGAACAUGACAACAGUAGCUAGAGUAAGAGCAAAGUAAAAAAAAUCUCUGCUUUCUCAAGGAGCAAGCAAAAGCCUAGAAGACAAAAAGCUCAUCAUCCCUUCCAAAUCCAUCAUUGUAGCAUGCCACAAGAGCUAAUUAUAUGUAGCGCUCGGGUCGCCGGACCAUCUGGGUUUCCAUAUCAUUCCAGAAAUGGACGACACCGGCCUCCAUCACGCCCAUGAACUCCCGAACUAUCCGCAAGAAAACCAAAUCGUAGCAGUGGCCAUGACCACGGAUGGCGGCGGCGCAGCUAAUUCCUCUGUUGCGUCUUCUACUACUACUAAUCUCCCCUGGCCGCCGCUUCUGAACGUGCCGGAGCCGCCCUUCUCGAUUCGCAAUCACGUGCAAGAACGCGGCUUCUUGUUUCCUAAUUCGCUUCCGCCGCUUCCUCCGCCGCCGGCGUUCUACCACGACCCGUAUAUGGGACCGCCGGCGCCGCCGGAUCCCCUGGUGGGGCUCAUGGCUUCGGGGGCGGGAAUCAAUUACGCCGACGGGUUGGUUCGCGGGCUCGGGAUGAUGAUGAUGAGCGCGUGCUCGCCGUCUUCGUCGACGUUCCCCUUCGGCAGCGGCCUCCACGCCGAGCUGGCCGUGGCCACCGGCACUGCCAGGAUGACGCCUCAGGAAAUCAUGGACGCCAAGGCGCUCGCAGCCUCCAAAAGCCACAGUGAGGCCGAGCGCCGCCGCCGCGAGCGCAUCAACGCCCAUCUCGCCCGCUUGCGGAGCUUGCUCCCCAGCACCACAAAGACGGAUAAAGCGUCGUUGCUGGCGGAGGUGAUACAGCACGUCAAAGAAUUGAAGCGGCAGACGUCGGAGAUCGCGGAGGAGACGAGCCCGCUUCCGACAGAGACCGAUGAGCUGACGGUGGACGCGGCGGACGACGCCGAGGGGCGGUUCAUGGCGCGGGCGUCCUUAUGCUGCGACGACCGCUCCGACCUCCUCCCGGACCUCAUCAAGGCGCUCAAGGCGCUGCGGCUGCGGGCGCUCAAGGCGGAGAUCACCACCCUCGGCGGCCGCAUCAAGCACGUGCUCGUCGUAACCGGCGAGGACGACGGCGAUGACGACGCCGCCCAGCUGCCGCAUUAUUCCAUCGGAGCGAUCCAAGAAGCGCUGAAAGCGGUCAUGGAAAGAACGCCCGUCGACGAGCCGCCAUCGGCCGCGGCGGCCGGGAUCAAGCGGCAGAGGACGGCGCCUACCAACAUGUCCGCCAUACUCGAUCACAGGGAGGUGACAAAGGGAGAAAAUGACAGUGGAAGUGGAGCUAGAGAAAGACAAAUGCUGAAGCUGAAGGGAACUUAGCAAGUACAGGCUACUGUAGCUAUAAUUAUUCUCGGCAUCUAUGGAGAUUUAUAUAGAAAGGGGGAGCUUGUAGUAGGUCCACAAGCUUCUUCAUGGGUUAGUUCGAUGACAAUAAUAUAAGGCCACAGAAGGCUUGCUGACUUCUCAGACUAAUGGUGAUAGGAAAAGUAUGUACUAUAUUCUGUUCCGCAGACGAAAACGACCAUGAACCACUAGAGAAGGUACAUAGUGUUGACCUA
This is a messenger RNA of Zingiber officinale, 1732 nucleotides long. RefSeq names its product transcription factor bHLH30-like. The record is from RefSeq and is a predicted model, not a curated record. Gene Ontology annotation, biological process: regulation of DNA-templated transcription. Gene Ontology annotation, molecular function: DNA-binding transcription factor activity; protein dimerization activity. Lineage: Eukaryota; Viridiplantae; Streptophyta; Magnoliopsida; Zingiberales; Zingiberaceae. The transcript is spliced from 3 exons. Bases 348 to 1493 code for a protein of 381 amino acids.